Gopherus evgoodei (Goodes thornscrub tortoise) is the source of this 1221-nucleotide messenger RNA. RefSeq names its product olfactory receptor 6M1-like. NCBI's taxonomy places the organism in Eukaryota, Metazoa, Chordata, Testudines, Testudinidae. Gene Ontology annotation, biological process: G protein-coupled receptor signaling pathway. Gene Ontology annotation, cellular component: membrane. The transcript has a single exon. The record is from RefSeq and is a predicted model, not a curated record. The coding region runs from base 1 to 969 and encodes 322 amino acids. Gene Ontology annotation, molecular function: G protein-coupled receptor activity; olfactory receptor activity.
AUGGCUCUCUCUCCCUUCUUUCCUGGAAGGCAACAAGGUAUAGUGCUGGACAACCAGAGCGCUGUGAGAGAAUUUGUCCUCCUGCAGUUCCCUCACCUGCAUCACCUGGGCCUCCUGCUCUUCCUGGUGCACUUGAUGAUUUACCUCUUGAUGCUUUCCGGGAAUGUGGUGAUCAUUGCCAUCACCUGGGCUGACCACUGCCUCCACAUCCCCAUGUACUUCUUCCUAAGGAGCUUCUCUUUCCCUGAGAUCCGUUUCACCAGCGUCAUCGUCCCCAAGAUGCUGGCCAAUUUCUUCUCAGAGGACAAGACCAUCUCCUUCACCGGCUGCAUCGCUCAGGCCUUCUUCUACCUCUCCCUGGGAGUCUCUGAGUUCCUUCUCUUGGCAGCUAUGUCUCUGGAUCGCUACAUGGCCAUUUGUUACCCACUGCACUACAUGGCCAUCAUGAGCAGCAGGGUCUGCACCUUCAUGGUGCUUACUUCUUGGUUUGAUGGCUUCUUCUUCAUCAUUGGCCUCAUCACGAUGAUCUCCCAGCUCCCCUUCUGUGGCCCCAAUGUCCUCAAUCAUUUCUUCUGUGACGUUGGGCCCCUCGUCAGCCUCUCCUGCUCCAACACACACCUGGUGGAAUCAAUGGACUUCCUGGUAGCAGCUGUUGUUUUGCUGGGUUCUUGGGCCAUCACCGCGGUCUCCUAUUUCUACAUUGUUGCUACCAUCAUCCGCAUCCUCUCAGCCAAAGAGCGAAGUAAGGCCUUCUCCACCUGCUCUUCACACAUCACCGUCCUGAGCAUCGUCUUUGGCAGCUGCAUCUUCAUGUAUGUCCGUCCAAAGCAGCGUGAUGGACUGGACAUCACCAAAGGAGUGGCCAACCUCAAUACGGUCAUCACUCCCAUGCUCAAUCCCUUCAUCUACUCGCUGAGGAACAAGCAGGUGAUACAGGUCUUCAAGGACACUCUGUGCUGGAAAAAAUAGAUUGUGCUGCAUAUGGGGAAAAUAAUGAUUCUGGAGGCUUGGAAAGGGGGUUAAUUAGUACACUAAAAUGUACUCAAAGUCUUUGAGAUGCAUGGGAGAUUAGGGAGGUGCUUAAUUAAUAAACUGAAAUGUGUUCCAGUUUUUGAUAUGCACUAGAUUACAGGGAGGACUUAAUUAAUACAUCGAAGUUCAGCCAGAAUUUCUGGAUGUGCCUGAGGGUAGUUGUGGCUUCCAACUCCCAGCCAAGUUAGA